GCCUUCGUCGGCUAGUUUUGGUAGAGAAAUUGGUAGAGUUGCGAGACAUCUGUUUUGUCGGGAAACAUUUUCUUAGAGUAUACACGCAAGGAUCCUGGAUAUAUCACUGAAACUUGCAAAGGAGACCAUUUCAGAUAUACCGAACCUUGGUUGUGCCUUCCAGAGCCCACUCGAUCCAGUAGCGUGGAAUAUCGGACACAUUCGAUUCAGAUUCGUCCUACAAACUUGAGAAUAGUGGCAUGACACCUCGGUGACUUUUAACAGUGUACAUCUAUCUCUUUAGGAUAUCUGAUGCACUAUGACAGCCACACCUUCUAUGGCGAAUUGUUCAGAUAUGGAGUAUGGGGAUUGUACUAAUUACACCGAAGUCAACAUGAAUACAACCGAAAUGACUCGGCCCUUCAUCCCUGCUGCUAUAAACUGGCCACGGAUCACAAUACUCUCCUGUGUCAUGAUUUUCGGCAUUUUAGCCAAUGGAUCGCUUAUUUUCAUCGUCCUGAAGAACAGCUUUCUUCGGAAGACGCAAAAUAUUCUAUUCGUCAAUCUCAUGGUCGGGGAUCUCGUGUGUCUGCUUAUCAAUGUCCCUUUUGUAAUCGAGUACGAAUUAAUGCAGGGUAACACGAAUGUGAGGGGCGAUUUCAUGUGCAAAUUCACGACCGCCUCAUUGAUCAUGAGCGCAUGCGUCGUGGUGUACUCGUUGGUGGCGCUGUCCAUUGAGCGCUACCAGAAAAUCGCCGAUCCAUUCAACCGUUGCGGAGAAACUUGCUGCUCGGGUGCUUUUCGAAGAUGUUCAAUACACUCAAAUGGAUUGAUUAUCGCUGCAAUAUGGAUCUGCUCCUUCAUCGUGGCAGCUCCCGUAAUAGUUUUGGCCGAGUACAAAAUAAAUGGUUGUAAAUGGAUCGCUCACCAUACGGAUACAGCCAAAAUAUACAAGGUCUUUCGCGCCGUGACGACGUUUAUAAUACCUUUUAUCAUGAUUGUAACGGUCCACAUUAUCAUAGCAUGUACACUUUUAAAAAGUAUCCGAGAUCCUGUCGUAAGGAAUUCUGAAUUAAACCGCUCUUUGAACGGCAGUGGUCGUCAGAACAGGCGACGGAGCCCCCGAAUCCGAUCUCGUGUCAAGAUCGCUGUGGUGGUAACCGUUCUCUCGGCCAUGUUUUUUGUUGCCCAGUUGCCAGGAACCAUUGUCAACAUCUUGUUUGAGUUUAAAUCUAGUUUGAUUCAUUCACCAUCCUUCGUUGCAUUUUAUCGCUGGGCUCGGAUUCCGUUUUACGUUUUGUGUUGUUUUAACCCGAUUAUGAUGUACAUCUUGAGCUCGCGUUUCAGAAAACAACUUAUACUUGAUUGCUACUUCCCAUCUGGACUCCUGGUCAAAUAUUCCAGCACCUCCACCCACUCCAGAAUCCUCUUUUUCUUCAUCUUUAUCUCUAUCACCUCCAUCUACAUCAGAUUCCUUGUCAUUUAA
Messenger RNA from Strongylocentrotus purpuratus (purple sea urchin), 1465 nucleotides. RefSeq names its product melanin-concentrating hormone receptor 1-like. Lineage: Eukaryota; Metazoa; Echinodermata; Echinoidea; Camarodonta; Strongylocentrotidae. The transcript has 3 exons. Gene Ontology annotation, biological process: G protein-coupled receptor signaling pathway. Gene Ontology annotation, molecular function: G protein-coupled receptor activity. Gene Ontology annotation, cellular component: membrane. The coding region runs from base 299 to 1465 and encodes 388 amino acids. The record is from RefSeq and is a predicted model, not a curated record.